Cuscuta europaea is the source of this 1750-nucleotide messenger RNA. NCBI's taxonomy places the organism in Eukaryota, Viridiplantae, Streptophyta, Magnoliopsida, Solanales, Convolvulaceae. The record is from the annotation of a GenBank genome assembly.
ACUAGAUGCACCAUUUAUUUUGUAAUACUAGAUGAGGCUGCUGCACCAUUUAUUUUGUGUAGCGCUGGUUCGUCCUGACCACAACUUUGGUUUGGGCUGGUCUUCGGCUUCCCCUCAACAACGCACAGACGACUGUGGGAUCCAACAACAUGGGUACUUCCAUUUCAACCCGGACUCGCAGCCGGAGAUCGGCCUUAUCCCCCAUCUCCGGGACCGCUGCGUCGUCCACCGAGGCUCCUGCGCCCCUUAUCAAUCCUUACGAUUCCUCACGUGAUUGGUCUCCGCGACGGCCCGUUCUGUCCUCCGAUCAGCUUCGUUACUGCUCGGAAGCCCUUAAUGUACUCAAAGAGAAAAAGUUUCAAAGCCCUGGAAAAAUCCGUCAGGAAUUCGGCAUCCUGGAGACUAAUAGGAUGAACGCUGCUGAAAUGCGGAAUAGAUGUUCAGUAGCUCUGUGUGACAUAAACAGCAGUAAAAAUCGCUAUUCUGAUGUAUUGCCAUUUGACAGUAAUAGGAUUAUAUUGAACCCAUGUAAAGACUAUAGACAACCAGCAAAGGGAUAUAUCAAUGCGAGCUUGAUCAGAAUUUCUGAACACGUGUCUUCCUUUAUUGCGACACAAGGUCCAUUGCCUAAUACCUUUGAGGAUUUCUGGGAAAUGGUAAUCCAAAACCGUUGUCCUGCAAUUGUAAUGCUUACACAACUGGUUGACAAUUACAAGAUGAAGUGUGGAGACUAUUUUCAGGCAGAAGAUGGCACUAGAGAAUUUGGGAAUAUAUGCAUCACCACAGAAUGGACAAAAACAACAGACUCUUCCUUAAUAUUGCGUUGCUUGAAGGUUUGGUAUAAAGAGUCAGAAGAACCACCUCUGCAUGUCUUGCACUUUCAGUAUCCUGCAUGGCCUGAUCAUGGAGUUCCAAAGGACACAAUUCUUGUUCGUGAGAUUGUGAAGCACUUAGUUACUGUGCCACCUAGUCUUGGCCCAAUUGUGGUGCAUUGCAGUGCAGGUAUUGGUAGAACUGGAACCUAUUGCACAAUUCACAACACCAUCCAAAAGGUGCUACUCGGGGAUAUGUCCGCUUUAGAUCUUGUAAAUACCAUCUCCGUUUUUAGGUCACAACGAAUUGGGAUGGUUCAAACAUUGGAACAAUAUCUUUUCUGCUACGACGCGAUUAUUGAUGAACUUGAAGAGCUCAUCAAGGAAAACGAUAGACAAGUGCACACCUAAUUGGCACUUUGUAGUAUAUUUGCUUUAUGGAUCUUCUGCAUGGCUAGAGACAUUAAUCUGUGGCCAACAGCCCUUAGUGUUUCUACCCUGGUAUAUGGUUUCCAUGGUAUAGGGAUUAUAUGUUGUUUUCUAUAUGGCACAUUAUUAAUUUGUACUUGUAAACGAUUUUUAGGAAUGCCCAUGAUUGUCACUAGUAGGCCAUGAAGUCUGUAUUUGCUUCACACUAAAUCUGUUAAACGGGGCUAUGUGUGUCCUUUUCACCGGCUAACUAGGUCUCAGUCUACCAGACUGAUUUGGGGAUGUUAUGGUAUAGCUUUUAAAAGAAUACACAUUCUUACAAAUACAGCCUGGUAUUUAUCCCAGUGAGGUACAAAUGAAUAACUGGGUCUCAGUCUACCAGACUGAUUUGGGGAGUCUGGAUAUUGUCUCAAUUUUACAAGGAAACAUGUACCAAAAUAGUCUCUUCUCAAAUGGAUCAAAGGUUUAGUUUUAAAAAAGUUCAGAAAUGUCUCAAAACUCUUUGCCUA